UUCUAAAUGAUUUCCGCAAAAUCCUCUCAAACUGGUACAGUGUAUAUGCCAUGGAGACGAGAAUUGGGUAAGGGCUUUAAAUGAGACUUUAUCGGAUUUGUUUUGAUUCCGCUUUCCGUGGCUAUAUAUUUAAUCGAUGCAAUGUAAGGAUGCAAAAUAAUAAACACUAGUUCUCCUGCGGGAACGGGUGAUAUUAACCGGACGGUCAGUGGACAUCGUUAUCACUGCAUAACAUAAGUAUUUAUCACCGGAUAUUGUACAUGGGACAUAAAUAUCUUUUAUUGGUUUCUAAGGAAUUAAAAUCCAUGUAAAACUUGCUGUUAUCUUAAGAUAUUUUGGGUAAAAAUGGGAAACAUAGAUUCUAAGGCUGUUAGGAAUAUCAAUGUGAGUAAAAUACUUCACAACAAAAAGAAAGCAGAGCUGGUGGAGCCGGUCCUCACGGAAAGCCAGGUGGAUGUUUUACAAGAGUCUUGGGGAGUUCUGAAACAUGACAUCAGCAAAGUCGGGGUCGUCAUGUUUAUGAAUCUUUUUCAAACGCACCCCGAGGUACAGGAUGCGUUUUUACCAUUCCAACAGUUGGCGAAGGAAGACAUGGAACACAGCUCCAUCUUGCGGUCACAUGCUCUCCGUGUAAUGGGGACGGUGGAUAAAUGUCUGACUCGGAUUCGGACACCGGAAAAACUUCAGAAUCUCAUGCAUGAGCUUGGGGAGAGACACAUGAAUUACAACGCCAGAUAUGACUUCAUAGAUUUGGUGGGUUCCCAAUUUGUGCACGCCAUAAAACCUCAUUUAGAAGACUGUUGGAGCAAGGAAUUAGAAGAGGCGUGGCUACAGUUAUUUAAGGUUAUGUCUUAUCACAUGAAGAAAGGGAUGACGGACGCUAAUGUCAUCACGUACUGAAGAACCAGUACCUCAGACAGGCCAGAAAAGGCGUCCUCUCUGUGGUGAUCCGUGUUGCCUUAGGGAUAUUCUCACUAAUGAUCCAUCCUCUGCUAUCUGUAAUUAGUACUAAUUAUCGUUUGUAAAAUGAUGCAAUGAUGACAUCGAAUCUGACAUAACGUCUAUAUUGCCUAGUGUAUGUAUGCUUUUGUUUCGUGUAAAGAAUUUCCAGACUUGUAUAUAAUUGCUGUAAGAAUUUCCACACUUAUUAUUACGGUAGGAAUUCCCACACUUGUAAGAUACUGUCUGUGUACUAUAAGGGUAGCUGACUUUUAGCUCCAUCUGUCCGGUUGGCAACGUGUCAAAUAAAGGUUUCAUCUUCUGAAAUUUGUUGAAGAUUUUGAAGUAUUCUAAUAUGAUAUACCUUUUGUUUCUAGGCUGUCGUUGGAUAUCAAAGUUUUGAGAAUUUAAUCUUUAUUCAAUAUGCAACACGUGAAACAGUAUUGUAAAUCAAAAUCUAUAACUAGCAUCUGUGUUAUCAAUUAUAAAAAUAUUCAGAUAUCAAAUCCACUCUACAUAGGUGUUCAAAAUUAUCUUUGAUGACAUUUUUAAAAGCGUUAGCGCUUCAUGAAAAGUAUGCCGAUGUGAAGCGUUGCAGUUCAUAACCUCAUGCGUUUUUAAAACUGAAAUUUAUUUCUUAUAUUUACAUUCUACUUUCAUUUCUGUCGGAAUCCCCAGCCGUUAAAAUAGACCUCUGGGUCGAGGCCUCUGCUGGUGGACUGUUAGUCCCCAAGGGUCUCUACAGCCCAGUAGCUAAGUACUUCGUUACUAGCUUGAAAAUACGGAUGUAUAUUUAAUUGCUGUUAUAAAAUUUAGGAAUUCAUUUCAAAAUUAAGGAUUAUCUCCCUCAUGCAUAGCUCUUAUCCUUACCCGAAUUUGACUCCACCUCCUUUUUUUUUUUUUUUUUUUUUUUUGGCACGCUGUUUUUGGCUAUAUAAAGCUCUAAAACUUCAUUGUUAUUUCGGAUUUCCAACAUUUCGGUUGAGCAUCACUGAAGAGACAUUAUUUGUCGAAAUGCGCAUCUGGUGCAUCAAAAUUGGUACCGUAUAAGUUUUACCUACAACUUUGUAUUCAUAUGACUGCAGCGUGUUCACGAUGAAAUGGUUAUCAUUACAAUUUGUAAAGAUAUCAAAGGCAAAAACAUAGGGAAUGUAUAUAUCAUGUUGACAUCGUUUCAUAUUAUUUUGUUUCCAGUUCAUGAGCUCUUUUUCAGUGUUGUGUUUGAUUUUACCAUCAUUUCCUGAAAGAUGUCCACCAUCUCAUCUGUUAUAAAGGUUGUGACUGUCAUGUUUAUAUAAAUGUAUUGUAAUAAAAUAAAAUAAUGAGAGUUUCA
Messenger RNA from Ostrea edulis (European flat oyster), 2272 nucleotides. Its product is annotated as neuroglobin-like. Bases 346 to 900 code for a protein of 184 amino acids. The record is from RefSeq and is a predicted model, not a curated record. Gene Ontology annotation, molecular function: heme binding; oxygen binding. Lineage: Eukaryota; Metazoa; Mollusca; Bivalvia; Ostreida; Ostreidae. The transcript is spliced from 3 exons.